This is a messenger RNA of Ceratina calcarata, 5385 nucleotides long. RefSeq names its product polyadenylation element binding protein orb (gene orb). Gene Ontology annotation, cellular component: cytoplasm; nucleus; neuron projection. The coding region runs from base 771 to 2720 and encodes 649 amino acids. Gene Ontology annotation, molecular function: mRNA 3'-UTR binding; ribosome binding; mRNA regulatory element binding translation repressor activity. Lineage: Eukaryota; Metazoa; Arthropoda; Insecta; Hymenoptera; Apidae. The record is from RefSeq and is a predicted model, not a curated record. The transcript is spliced from 11 exons. Gene Ontology annotation, biological process: negative regulation of cytoplasmic translation.
UUGAAAUUUUUUGGAAUACAUAUAUAAAUUUCUUGACUGAUCAACCAAUUAGAAUAAAAUUAUAAAUACUGUUGGGUUCAUUCUAUUAGGAUAGAGUCUAACAUGAGUAACACAUCAAGAAGUUAAUUUCAAUUAUGGUCCCAUUCAUCUUUUUUCUCAAUCAUACAAAAAUUCAAUAAUAUACGAUACUGAGUUUCAUUGCACGAUUUUACGUAGAAUGAUGAAAUAAUAAAAUUUUAUAUUUGAUCGCGAGAGGGCGCAUUCGCGAAUCACGUCGGCAUUUACCGAAGACGAAGCCAGAUGGAACAGGAUGGAACUCGACGGCGUAAGAGGAAGCGGGAGGGUCAGAUCUUCAAUUCAGUUCGCAUAGUGAAGCAACGUGGAGAAGAAUGAACAUUCGGUCUCCAUCGUUGCUGCAUUGAUAUUAAAUUGUAUUGAAAAUAUCAAAUAAACUUAUCAAAUACAGAUAACCAACUAACGAAUUUCUAAAUGGGCGGUACCGGGUAUCGAGACGGUUAAAAUAUCAUUCUCAGCGAACGAUUGAAAACCCGGUACGACCCGAAGCUCGCCUUGUCAUUCGGUAAUCGUUGAUUUUACUAAAUUAUUAAAUCAUAUUAAUUAUUUAAUCAUUCGCGUUCGUCGAGUCGACGGAAUCGGGUAACGUCAAUCUCGCGAUUCGUCGAGCUACACGGGCGUUCCCAGUCACGUUGAAUUCGGGAACAGCGGCUGAAACAAUUGAAAAUCUCGGCGAGGUUUCAUCAAGAAUCGACAUGCCAACGUUAACGCAAGCGCAAGAUUUGUCGAUCAAUAUCGAUGGAGUAGUGAUCAAGGAUAUAUCCGGUCGGAGGAAGAACGAAGCAUGGCAAAAGCCGUUGCAUCGAGACCAGUUGCAGCAACCACGCGAACAGGAACAGCGAUUGUUCCCAUCUAUAGGCAAUUUGCUGGAGGAUCUCCCGUCGCCGCCGGUUAACUUCCACAGAAGCUUACAGGAGACAUCCAACGACGUCGAUGCAAAAGGUGACAUGUCGAUCUCGGAUUUAUUUGGGCUGGGCUUACCCCGGGGUUCAUUGAUAAAUAACCAGUCAACACCCACGACUCCUGGUUGCCGUAACCACCAGUAUCAAGGACGCAAUCAAGGAGCCUCUCAGCAUUACCAGUUUGACGACAACGAAUUUUGCCCGGAUACGCCGAUGUUCGACGUUCCAAGCUCACCAAGCUCUGUGAACACACCCGGUAGCCCUGGCAGCCCCGAAAGCAUUUACUCGAACUAUCGUCCCUAUUCGUACUCGUGUAGGAGCAGCAGCGAUCAAUCGACAUCAUCGUCGGGUCGAGGAUCCAUGCAGCACAUCGGCUCACCGUCGUCACCCAUUCAUACACCUUUUUCCGGACGACCAAUUCGGGGGUCGACACCUUACAGUACCAGCGACUGCAGUAGUCCGACGUACGAGUAUCCUCGCAUGAUCGCAAGCAACGGAUCAAGAUCAGACUCCCCAACGGACUCGGAAACGAGUGGUACGAGUAAUAUGGACGGGUCUCUGUCCGACAUAAUGAAUUGUUUAUCAUUUAAUUCAUCUCCACAUGGAUGUUACCCUCCGUCUCUGGGUUCGUUUAUGUCACCGGAAGUAGAUUCGUACACGAACAACAGAGCGGCUGCGUUCCAGCGAAUGGCAGCGAAAAAAUAUUUGUCAUCCCGGUUAAACCAAAACGGUGGCUUCUUUAACUCCCGGUGUUCGCAAGAGAAUAACUUCUGCUCCAAUGGAAACCAUAUGAUGGGCCUGAAUUCGCCGCCGUUAAAUAUUCUAGAUCCGCAGCACUGCCUCGAUCGUGCGGCAAGAUUUCAUCGAAGCGCAGCCGCGCUUUGCGACCCAAUUUGUACUUGGAGCGGCAUAUUGCCAGUGCGUACUCAAAAAGCAUCGGGCUAUUCGUCGAAAGUUUUCCUCGGUGGCGUACCUUGGGAUAUUACGGAGUCUCAUCUAAUUGCGACCUUCAAACAAUUCGGUCAGAUCAGGGUAGAAUGGCCGGGUAAAGACCAGGCCGCUACACAGCCGAAAGGAUAUGUGUAUAUUAUAUUCGAAACUGAGAAACAGGUGAGAACUCUUUUGGCGUGCUGUACACACGAUUUUACCAAUGGCGGUAGUUGGUACUACAAAAUAUCAUCUAAACGUAUGAAAGCAAAACAGGUGCAAGUAAUUCCUUGGAUUCUUGAAAACAGUAAUUUCGUCAAGUCAACGUCACAGAAACUUGAUCCUCACAAAACUGUUUUCGUCGGUGCUCUCCACGGUAUGCUGACUGCUGCUGGUUUAGCGAAAGUCAUGGAUGAUCUAUUUCGCGGUGUUAUUUAUGCAGGAAUUGACACAGAUAAGCACAAGUAUCCAAUCGGAUCUGGUCGCGUCACAUUCAGCACAAAGUAUUCCUACAUGAGAGCAAUUUCAGCUGCUUUCAUAGAGAUAAAGACUGCGAAAUUUACAAAAAAGGUUCAAGUCGAUCCGUAUUUAGAGGAUUCUAUGUGUUCCGGAUGCUCAGUACAACAAGGACCUUACUUCUGCCGUGAAAUGACGUGCUUCCGUUAUUAUUGCCGAGCUUGCUGGAUAUGGCAGCACUCUAUGGAAUCAAUGUGGCACCACAAGCCGUUAAUGAGGAACUCGAAGACGAAUCAAGUGGUCGGAUUAUCGCCGAACAUGAAUUUCGCGCCCCGCGGGAUGAUCAAUCCCACGAUUUAAGUACAACGUUUCACGUUUUCUUUCCGAAGAUUAUGCAUUCGAUUUUUUUGACUAUUGUUUUGUGCACGGGCGUAGUGCUAGGCCACUUACUGACAGGAUCCACAUUUAGUUUUUAUCGGAGAGCUGCGGUAGCUGGUUUGACGAUAUUUGUGCCGCAUACCGGAUACACCAGCUGGCCGGCAACAGUACAACGAUUUGUUUAUUAUCGUUAAUAUCACUUACGUCCGGGGCAUACGGAAGACUUACGAAAAGAAAAAAAGAAUAUCGUGUUCCACAAAGAGUUCCUAUUUCCGAACGCGGCCACCACCACGUUCUCGAAGAAACAGUAGCUUAGGGACUGGUUCUCUCGUUGAUCUUUUUAUUACGAAGAAUAUCUAUAUAGUUGUACCAUUGAGCAACACCAUCACAUUAAGGCCCGGUUUAAUGCGUUUACCGAGUGUGCGUUUACGUUGAAUUCGCGUAGGUUCAAUUGUGGCUUUUACAGUGACAAUAAUUUUUUUAUGCAAUAAUGUUGGGGAAGCCACUCGACUGUUGAUGAGUAAGGUGCUAGGAGGAAAUAUGGCUGAGUUUAAUAGUGUUUAGACAUCUAUUAAGAAAGACUAAAACGCGCCGCUAUAAUAAUCUAUCGGCGAAAUAUUACGCUUAAAGUGUUCCAUGAGAUUAGAUUAUCGUACUUUUACAGCGGCAGAAGGAACUUAAUAAUUUACUUAUUAUUAUUUUUUUUUUGCGAGCAGCGUAUUUACUUUAAGCAUUGCCAGAAGCUCACCGACGUCAGUCGACGAUGUCGCCCACCUUUAUAAUUUUACGUUAGUUUGUAAAAUAUCGCCAAAGUGGUUAUUGUAAACAUACUUUAGUUUCUUACGAUAAUUAAUCGGAGCGAUAAGCCGUCGCGAGCUUUCGUUUACAGGGUUUAUUUAACUGUUGACGAAAUGGAGAAGUAUAUGGUUUACGAUUCUGCAGCGGAUUGUAAUGGAACGUUUCUGUUUUUAUUUUUUGUUACGAUAUAAUGUUAUAUAUUUUCUUUCAAACACUAUUUCGUCGCCUUACUUCUGCUCGCGUUUAUACUGUUUUCAUAUAAUUUUGUUGAGUCAAUUAAAAAUGUAUAUUUUUGCAGAUAAGACUCUCAUCGUCGUUGCUAUUUUCUCGUUCCGUCAUUCUGUUAUUUUUUUUUUAUUAUCGUUUGACAAAAUGAUUCUUCCAAACCCUUCUGCCGAUUCCCAACUCCUGGCCUUGAUAAAUAUAUGCUUACGCAAGAUGCUACACGUCGAAUAUUUAUCUGAUUCGAGAAUUAAAACUUGCGAUUUGAAGUAUUGAAAAUUUUAGAUAUAAUAAUCGAUAUCUGCAAGGGGCAUAUAUACAUUUAUAUGUAUAUAUAUAUAUGUAAUCAAUUGCAAAUUAUAUUACUACGAUACUGAAUUAAGUACUAAUAUCGGAGGGAGGGAAGAAUGUAAGAUUAUCUGAGUUACUAAAAUUUCGCUUAGGUCAAGAAAGUGGAACAAAUACAAGAAUAUAUCGUUAGCAUUCUAACGUCAAUGCAAUUAUCAAAUACACAUAUAUAAUAACAAUAAGGAACUACUCAUAUGAAGUGCUUUAAUACAACGUACUAUAAUAUAUACUACUCGACAAAAUUAUGGCAACACGAAACUUGCCCAAGUUUUGGAGAUGAUUAUUCGGCAAAUGAUCUAAGUCUCACAAGUUGUCAUUGCAAUUUUUUAAUUUUGGACGUGUCUUUAGAUUUAAAUGUCGUCUGUCGUAGAAUUGCAUCAAAUCGAAAAUCUCCGAAUAGGAUUUCAAAGUAAAAUAGAGUAAAUCGUCGCCUCGCAAUAAUUUGCUGUCGUCGUAUAAUCAUCUCCCAAACUUGAGUAAUUUGCAAUGCCAAAUUCGUGAUACCAUAAUUUUUUUUAGUAAUACAUAUAUAUACAUAUAUAUUCUAAACACAGCUUCCAAUGUAAUCGUAAAGUUUUCAGUAAUGAAAAAUAUCAGUUUUGCUAAUGCCCAAGAAUCGUUGUAAACAGAAGGACAAGAAAAAAGCUCUUAGACUACAAAUUAACGGUAAUUAAUGGCCGAAUGGUGACGAGACGUUGGAAAUUUUAAAGAUGCUCUUUUAUCGGAAAUAUUAUCUUAUUUACAAAUUUUUAAUAAGUCGUGCCUUUUAAUAUAAUCUCCAUAGAUUUUAUUCAAACGUGGGAAACACAAACUAUUUUUAAAUCACUGAUAACCACGCGAUACAGGGUGAUCUACCAAAGAAAAUGAAGAACAAGACUGCUACUGGUAUGCAUAAUAUGAAGUUCUCUUAAAACUGUCUCUUUUAAAAGAAAUUUAACCACUCGCGAGGCCAUGAUUAAUCGUGCCCUACGGUAGCGAAAUAUUUUUUUUAUGUUCAUAUUGAAAGUGCCUCCCAUUCUCUUUCACUUUUAUCGACAAUGCGAACCAAUAACUUACGAAUAGCCGCACCCGAAUAGACUCGAAACGAUUUGAACGUUAGUAAACGUGUACAUGUGUACUAGUUAGCUUAAAAUCAAACAAGCUUUGUCCGAGUAUGAAUAAUAUAAUUUGUAUCGUAUUAAUUUUUUCUUAUUAUAUGUAUCCCUGUUAUAUUAAAUAUUGUAACACGAAACUAUUAGGAAGAUUAGAAAGAAUAAAUUGUUCUUUAUUAUGUUAACAA